This is a messenger RNA of Limanda limanda (common dab), 4803 nucleotides long. RefSeq lists its product as uncharacterized. The transcript is spliced from 5 exons. NCBI's taxonomy places the organism in Eukaryota, Metazoa, Chordata, Actinopteri, Pleuronectiformes, Pleuronectidae. The record is from RefSeq and is a predicted model, not a curated record. Bases 360 to 4340 code for a protein of 1326 amino acids.
AGGAGCCAUGGUGAGGGGCUAUGGUCAGCAAGUUUGGUGAGGAGCUAUGGUCAGGAGCAACAAUUCCUCUAUCUCUACCCUCUUCGAACCACAGCUUAUGCUUCGGACUCCGGGAUCUCGAACCACAGCCGCUCCCAGCGCCGACGGAUAACGAAACUGCAAGUGUCCCGGAGUGAACUUUAACGAGGUGGAAUUUCGCCGUAGAAAAAUACUAUCAACGAAUUUGUGGAAACUUUGGGGGGGCAAGGAAAGUUUUGUGUUGACGAGGAGUGCAUUGGAUACUUUUAAGGUGACAUGCGAACAUUCGACCUGCGAAAUGCUGAACUGAAGUCAUCAAUUGAAAGAUAGCUCUCCAUGCAAUGUGGUCUGGAUGUUCACACAGCCAAGACAGAGGAUACCCUGCUGUCCAGCAUCAGUGUAACAAUGUUACUUCAGCACUAGUGGUUCACCGAGCAAAUAGAAUACAAAUCAACAUGGUAGCCCCUCAAGAUCCUGAGGAGCUCAGAGACGUUGAUGGUCCAGCUCAGAGGCAGCAAGACGAUGCACAAUCAGGGCAACCUUACCAAAUCCUCCACCACAAUGUAGCAAGCACUGGAUACCAGCACCCAAAACCUGAGGACAGUGUAUCUACUUCUUGGUAUAGUUGGCACCAACAAAGCAGCUGCGCUAAUCCUGACUAUAAUCCAUCACCGCAUGACACUGCAGAAAGCAGCUGCGCUAAUGAAAACACUGGGAGACGACGUCUUUAUAAUGGUGGAAAAGAUGAGGAAUGUAGUGGGCAAAGUCUUAGUAGAUAUUCCCAGAAAGGGUCAUAUGUGAACAAUAAUGCUACACUGCAGCAAAAAGAUUUAAGUUGUGCCUAUUCAGUUUGUACCAGUUCCCUAGCACCUCAGAGAAAUACUGUUGGAGUCACAGCACAGACAUUUCCUUUACGGGGUCAAGGGUAUUCUGGGCCUCUGAAGCAAACAUCUAGCCCACUGCAAUGUGCCUUGUUGAAAAGAAAUUGUCGGCAAGGGAGAAGUUCACUGGAUGCUCUCAGCUGUGAACAGAUUGGAACACAAAACCUAGUACAUUCAAGAACUCCCCGGUACCAGCAGCAGUUAACUCGUCCAUCACCAGCCCAAGAAAUAAAACCACUUACAGAUGUCGAAAUACAUGACUAUAUUGCAAAAGAGGUUAAACAGUACAGAAGAACCCAAAGCACUGGAAACCUCCCCACAUCCUCUGACAAAGGGACACAACAAUAUGAGGAGGUGCAACGUGUCAGCAGUGCUGAGCUUGGCAUUGCUGCACUUGGAAAAUCUCUUCCAGUGGACAGUUCAAAGGGCAGCAAAGUAAAUGCUGAGUUUACUCAGACAAGUGAUUGUCCUACAGUUCCAUCAGAGAGACAUUCAACAGAAUACCUGCAACUUAUGAGAACAGUUACUGCCACCAGCACAAAUAAUGAGGACACGAGUCCAGUACUUCUCAUAUCAAGGCCUGGAAGGACUUUGGGUGACCUGACUGAGAAGGAACACUGCAACAAGCCAAAAGGAGAAUGCACAUCUGUGGGGUUAAAUAUCAACCGGAAUUUGGAUGAUUUGCACAAGGUGACUGGUGUUUCCUGGUCUCCCAAACACAUGACCGUGAAAGAGGAAGGAGAUGCAAGGCUAAACCCAGUUGACAAUGUGGGUUGGGCAGUAGACUUUGACAGUUCGCAAGGUCUGGCUGAUGUAUCCGUAGAUCUGCAAAGGUCUGUUAUAACUGGAAACCAAUUACUUGUACUCAAUGAAAAUCAAGGCACAUUUCCCAAUAGAAGGAAAACCUCUGAAGAUCAACAUUGUCAUAUAACGGAUCAGGAAGUAAUUGCACAUCCCAUGGUUACUUCAUCAGUUGAUCAAAUUCAGAUUCAUAGCGUAAUGUCAAUUUCUACAGACCAAAGUGAACUGCUGUGGAACCAAGGAAGUCAUCAAUGUGUGAUGGAGGAUGCACGUCCUGUGCAUUCACAAACAGAUUUGUGUCUAGAAGUUACUGAAAAAAUUGCCAAAGUCCAAAAACUGCCACUGCUCCCUGAAAGCAAGAGUCUGGCACACGCUCUGAAACUUUUGAAAGAUCCAAAAUAUGAAGACAUUUCAGAUUAUGAAGACGUGUCACAGGUGAUGACAAAACUUCCAAACACAGAGCAUGAGAAAUGUAGCUUCCUGCCAUGUGCUGAAAAUCCUCAGUAUGAAGAUAUAAGUGAAGAUGAAAAUCCAGAGAAGAAGAGAUUAGCUCAAGAGAUAUUUUUUACAGAAUACAACAAAAAGCAGUCACUAUCUGAAAAUGAAGGCCAUGGACACGUGCAGGGUCAGGAUCAGGUAAAGACUGAAAGCAUUUCAGAAGAGAAGCUGAUUUUACUAAAUACAGCAAAACUCUGUACUUGUCCAUGUUUUUUUGAAACUGAUAAUGGCUUUGAACAUUUAUGUCCUAAAUGUGACAGUAAGAGACAACUGGGAGUGCAAAUAAACCACUCGGUUUCAUGUAGUCCUUCCUACGAGGAUUUCGAAGAUGGAGAUGAGAGUGACGAUCAGAUGGAUGACUUCAUAGUCUUGCCUAUAAGCAUCACAAACAUUAUAUUUGAACCAGAAAAUGAAAUCCAGGACAUCCCAGAGAUCAUUGUGCAAGAUGACAGUAAAAGCGGAGAAAAAGAUGGGCACCAUGACAUGAUUCCAACAGACUGUCCAGUUCCCAAACCAGUUACGGCUUCUGCUUCCUACAAUAUGGAGGUAUUUGACACAGUUGAGAGCUUUCUACAAGCUAAAGCUGAACAUGAAAUGGUCCUCGAGGGAGACACACAUACACCUAACAGGAGCAGGUUCCUCUCUGAGCCUGGUGACAGUAGUGAAACAGAAGACAGCUGUGAUUACUCGGCACCUCUGCCUCAAGAGACAGACGAUAAUUCAUCUGAACAUUAUGAGGCUACAAAUGUGCAAAAAGGUCAAGGCAGGCGCCUAGACAAUGGGAGCUGUAUGGAAAAACCUAUCAAGUUGAUUGAAGCCAAAGCCAGCUCAAGGAAUGUCCAACUCCAGACCAUCAUACAAACGUAUUCCAAAAAAAAAGACAUAAUAAUUGUUGAUUCCGACACAGAAGAUGAAAGUGACCAAAAUUGCAGAAAGAAAGCUAAACGUAAGAGAUCACCCUCUUCAGGCUCAAUGGACUAUGUAGAUGCCCCAUGGGGUCAGCAAAUAGGACAUCCACCUGAAACUUUGGAAAGUCUGUAUCAAACCGUGAAAGAAACUGCAGACUUGCCAGUCCUGAAGCAUACUGAGCUAUUUCAUAGUACAGCAGCAAGUGGGAAGCACCCUGAAAAUAAAGCUGGUCAUAAGCAUGUUCAACAGGAUAUCACCAGGAAAAAUAACGAGAGUAUAAUUAUCCUUGACUCUGACACGGAGGAUGAAAGUGACCAAAACUACAAAAGGGAGAACAGCAGCAGAUCAAUCACUAAAGAAAAGCUCAUAGAAAUGAGACCAUUUGCUGAACGCUCUGACCUGUCUCUCUGCGUAAAAAAUGCUGGACAGUUGAUUGAAGCUAAAGUUGGCUCUGAGUAUGUUCAACACAAGAGUAACAAACAAACAACCUCAAAAAGAGUUAAAGUUUUCAUUGAGUCUGACAAAGUGGCGAUUAGCAAAGAAAAGGCAACAGAGAGAAUGCCCCCGUCAGUUCCGAAAGACAGUGAUGCUAUAUCUCCUCAACAAAAGAGACAGUCAACAGAAAUUGUAAACCGCCUCUGUGGAACUGCCAAGACAAGGCCUCGAAAAACCAUACUAUUAUCUGAACAGUCACCAGAGAAGCGUCUUCAGUCUGUGGACAAGAAGGCAGAUGCCACCUCAGGUACUUGUCCUGUGAUUCCUGGCCUUUUGGUAAAGUCUGUGCACAAUAAUAACCUGAAACUUUCAAAAGAACGUGUCAACAGGCAGGAUACAGAUGAAACCCCUGCUCCAAAGACCCCUACAGCAACCAGUAAAAAGAAAUACUCAUUUGAAAAGAAGACUUUGAGUAAGGUUCAAGCCAGCAUAAUAAAACCCAGACCGGUUUCAAGGCAACUUUCGUUACCGAGAACCAACUAUGACUCGAGGAGACAAGCAAGGCCAGGAUCGAGUCACUCUGACAGGAUACCCAAACAGAGGCGCAACUCCCACGAGUCUGCAACUCCCCUGAUGAAGAGGGCCAUGUCUGAAGCUAAACAUUUGACCAAGGCCAGAAAUCGAGACAUUGAAAGAGAACAAAGAUCCAACGUUGGUGUUGGUUACAAAUGGUUGGAGAGCAGGAAAAAAGAGCCAAGGCUAACAAAGACAGGUUCCGCCAGUGAGAGGAAGAGGUAAAGAUCUCAAAGAGCGUUCCACCAUCCACUCGUGUUCCAAUGGACAGGUUGUUAAUAACUGUUGCUGUAUAUGAUUCUGUACGUACAUUCUGUAUUUUAAUGGUGUGAAUGCAUGUUUUCACAAACAGUGUCAUAUGUUAGUAUUUAAAAUAUCAGCUAUUUGUGGUAGUGUUGUUUUCAAUUGAAAGGAAAUUCUCUUUUUCAAGCUACCUCACAAUGAAGUUUCUCCACUUACUUUAGUGUUUAUGCUCUGAUUACACUUUGAAUUUGAAGUGCUUGAUAUUUUAAACACAUUUUUUCCGCAUAUAAAUGUAUAAAGAGAUGGAUACAUAUUUAUAUGAUCCUAUUCUUUUCCCCCUUUUUAACUUGGUAUUGUUUUUGUACUCAGCCGUGGUUACAUUCUGUAGGCAAUGGUGUUAUCUUUAAAAAUGUUGUCAUAAAAGUCUUGCAAUGGCUCAAUUUCU